Messenger RNA from Seminavis robusta, 1562 nucleotides. NCBI's taxonomy places the organism in Eukaryota, Bacillariophyta, Bacillariophyceae, Naviculales, Naviculaceae. The record is from the annotation of a GenBank genome assembly.
UAGCGCACUCAACUGAAACUAUUCAAACACCAGCCUCCUCCCCAGGAGCCCCGAGGAAAAUGGACUGCGCUCCACCCUUCAUCACAGUCAUCAUUAUCGGUACUGUGUUUGGGUCGGGAAACCCUAAUGUACGGAUACCGGUAGGAGCAGGUGUCGAGUCACAGAAGGUGUGGGAUUUGGAGUGGAUUCAUUGGCCAUCUCCAGCAGCACAAAAACCACAUGUCUCAAUGCUCCAAGGACAGCCAUGGGCAUUUUUGUGGAACUUCCAAGUCAUCAACUUCUGCAGCAAUGCUCUAAUUCGAUUCUUCUAUGCAUACAACAUGCUUUCAUUCCAAGACACAUUCAUGGGAGGAGUGCCAACGUGCCCGUGGUUUCCUUGGACGUGACAUCAGCAACCUGAACAAGCCGGACGACAUGUUGGCACCAACAAAGCAGUUGAGCUCAUAACCCAACAAAACUGAGACCUUGCGUGUCAACCAUCAACACGCCACACCUCGACCUCCAUCAUGCAGCACAGCAGCAACAAAGAGAGGCACCCUUCGUCGCAGAAAGAAAAGAACAACACCAGAGAUUCCAACGUGGUCCCCCACCGUAGUACUAACCUGGCCCGACGAUGCUUAACUUCGCUGAGCAGACGGGAAGCGGUGCUGUCAUCGUGGUAUGGUCGUUCCUGACUUCGAAUGAAUGCGUGACGCCCUUUUGCCUCAAAUGAAAAAUCAUCUGACGAAACACAAGCAAUGGCAGCCACCAAAACUGGUGACAAUUCUCCAUUGGAGAUGGUGGCCAUGAUGAUGAGAGUCAAGCAGAUUUAUAUCUCCCCAGCUACUGGUACCGGUACUACGGUAUCAGACGAGGGUUCAUCGGCGACAUCAUCCAAACCACCCCACAGCACCACCGGUAGUGCCUGGAUCAUUGACGAUGUAUUAACCGACGAUUUCUUGCAGGCCGUCCAUGAGUUUCGGCUCAGCCUUCCACUGGACGCAAAACGUCCAACCUGCAAGCGACGAUUCUUCUCUUCGGCCAAGCAAUGUCCUGGGAUUCGUGAUGGACUCCUAGAGGCAAUCCAAACUGCGCUCAACCACCACUCGAGACAGUCAUAUCACGUUCACGUGCUGGCAUAUAUGCGAUUCUUGGAGUACGACCAGGUUGGAGGGAGACUGGAUCCUCAUACGGAUGGAAACAAGGUUUGUGAAGAUACUGGUUUGCAGUCGACGCAUACCAUGCUAUUGUAUCUGCGUGAUUGCCAAGCUGGAGGGGAAACGAUCUUGUUCGAACCAAAGACCCAAAAGGUCUUGGAAGCAGUGCAGCCUCGGUUGGGGAGAAUACUCUUGUUUCCUCAUCCUACGCUCCAUGAAGGGGCGCCCACGAUCGACGUGCCCAAGUUGUGUCUUCGUGCAGAGGUCUCCUUGCAUUGGACAACGUUAGCAACAACUAGGUAGCUAGCUAGAACUAUAACGAGGGGGUUGGAACGAUCAACCAAAACUGUUGCCAAAGCCAGCACUUCCCAUCUGCUGAACAGAGGUGCGUGGAGACGAUUAUUACCGUGCAAUACUAGUAGCUCG